GUCACUGCCGGUUUGCGAUGGCGCAGCUCGGCCUGAUCCGCCUGAAGGCGCCGAACAAGGAGCCGCGGGAUCGCGAGCGGGAGCGGGAGCCCGGCCUCAGCCCCGACCCGAGUCCGGGCUCCGGCCCGCACCCUGCCGCCAAGCGCCGUAAAACUCACCACCACCGCCUUCUCCGUGGGCCCGCCACCUCGGCCCCCGCACUCCGUUACCCGGCCCCCGCUCCUGUCAGCGGCGGCCGAGCUGCCGCCGUGUACUCGGUGUGUCCGCCACCACCCCCGGGCCCCGUCCCUGCCCCGGGGCCCAACCCCUGCCCGCGGCCACCUUCCGCGCCCGCCGCUGGCGCCACCGCCCUCCCCAAGACCAAGAACCCCAAAGACAAGCACCUGCACCGAGACAAGGAGAAGAAGCAUCGGCCGCGGAAGGAGAACAGCGACGGCGGGCCUCCGCGCAAAGGUGGCUCUGAUGAAAAUGGGAAAAGUCGGAGACCAGAUGAAUACUUGGGCAAAAAGACAAAGAAAAAGAAGAAAAAGAAACAUAGAGAAGGUGAACGACCAAGACAGUUAAAAAUGUACAAUAAGGAGGUGCAGACGACUUGCGCAGGGCUCACGCGUGUUGACCUUGAUACCUUGGGGCAAGGUUCUUCUGAUGAGUCAAGUAUAAUCAACCAAGCUUCGAUUAAACAUGAGGAAGAGCUCAAAAGGUUGGACCUGAAAAUGAGCCAUUGUCCCAUACCCUCAUGUGCACAGUUGCCAUACUUAUCACACAGAGACUACUGUGUCCGGAAAGGAUUCUUGCGGACAGGUUCCUCUAAGUUUGCCCACUUAAUUCAUGUGGAACAUCAGCCAAAUGGUGGUGCACCAGUGCUCCAUGCCUACAUGGAUGAACUCUCUUUCUUGUCUCCUAUGGAGAUGGAGAGGUUUGCUGAAGAGUUUCUUGCAUUGACUUUCAGUGAAAAUGAGAAGAGCGCAGCGCACUACGUAAUGGCUAUCAUACAUGGAGCAGCAGCCUACCUGCCAGACUUUCUGGAUUAUUUUGCUUUCAACUUCCCCAACACUCCAGUAAAAAUGGAAAUACUUGGGAAGAAGGAUAUAGAAACUACAACCAUCUCAAAUUUUCGGUCUCAGGUUUCACGGACUUACUGUUGUGGCACAUACAGAGCGGGCCCAAUGAGACAGAUCAGCUUGGUGGGGGCAGUGGAUGAAGAGGUUGGAGAUUACUUCCCAGAGUUUCUUGAUAUGUUGGAGGAAUCUCCAUUUUUGAAAAUGACUCUGCCAUGGGGGACACUGUCCAACCUUCAGCUGCACUGCCGGUCACAGAGUGACGAUGGCCCCAUAAUGUGGGUGAGACCCGGCGAGCAGAUGAUUCCAACUGCUGAUAUGCCAAAGUCACCCUUCAAGAGACGACGAUCAAUGAACGAAAUCAAGAAUCUCCAGUAUCUACCUCGGGCCAGUGAACCUCGCGAAAUCCUCUUUGAAGACAGGACGCGAGCCCAUGCAGAUCAUGUGGGGCAAGGCUUUGAUUGGAAGAGCACGGCAGCUGUAGGUGUGCUGAAGGCAGUCCAGUAUGGAGAGUGGAGUGACCAGAUUCGGAUAACCAAAGACGUGGUAUGUUUUCAUGCAGAGGACUUCACAGAUGUUGUACAACGAUUACAGCUGGAUCUGCAUGAGCCACCUGUAUCACAGUGCGUGCAAUGGGUGGAUGAAGCAAAACUCAACCAAUUACGGAGAGAGGGUAUCCGGUACUCCAGAAUUCAGCUCUCGGACAACGACGUAUACUUUAUUCCUCGAAAUGUCAUACACCAGUUCAAAACGGUAUCUGCUGUUUGUAGCUUAGCAUGGCACAUACGUCUGAAGACAUACCACCAGGAGGAGACAGAAACAGAACCAAACACGGACUCUGACAUGGCCACUAAAGAAAUUAAGACAGAAACUGAUGCGAGCUGUUCAGAUGAUAUGGCAGUUGAGCCUGAAGUCCAGGCCAAGUUGCCUGUAAUACAGGAAGAUCACAGUUAUCACCCCCAAGAUCAGCAAAGUUUUCCACAAUAACGUGUGUAUAUACUCGACUUUUUAAAUAAAUAUUUUUUCUUUCUUUUUAAACAGGGAUGUGAAGUUUUAGUUUUAUAAGUUGGCUGGGAUUCAAAUUUUAGUGAAGAAAUCGUGCCGUUCUUAAAGUGUGUUCCUUGAAUUGCGGUGACGUUAAAAUGCACUCAGCGAGUGAACGCCAGCCCUGUUUACACAGAUGUUCAGACCACUCAUGGCUAGGAUUUUGGCCCCUUUGAUUCUGGUUAACGUCCCAAAAAGGUAAUGGCCUUGUUGAACCUGCACUUCAUUUCAGAGUGCAUAAUGUAGCAGGAGUGCAACCAGCACUAUAAACCAAACCUAAUUAAAGUAUUCUAAUCUUUAUCUUCACAAUAGACUGUGUUUUUAAUGAAGACUUGCUACUCUGUUGCUGUUUUGCAUCUUACGUACAUGAUUGUAACCAGAGAAUUUGCCUAUGGAUGAAACACAAUGUAAGGAUGUGCAGGAACAUAGUAGAUCUUUGGAAUAUCUGAACAAUGCUCACUUAAGGUCCAGUUCCUUCAGUGUUCACUAAUUUCCUUGAGGCAAGGAAAGCAGUAUCUUCGCCCAGUCUGGGUCUCUCCGCGAUUUCAGUUUUGCACCAGUAUGGUUGACCCUUACCUGCUCCUUGAACUGACCUAGCUGGCCAGUGAGUUUAUACAAUUAGAAUUUGAUGUUUGGGUAGGGACAAUAAAUUCCAGGCUUGCCAGGACCUCCCACAUCCACAAAAUGAACAAAAUCCAUUCCCCGUUGGGUAGAAACAGUGCCACAAAAAUGGGCAGUCAUCUCAACUGGCCUAUUGUCAGUGUUUAAAUUCCAUGCAAGACUAAAUCAUCCUUAAUUACUCCUGGUUCUCCCUCCAAAUACCAGUCUCCUUAUGCACGUAUGCCUCAAGCAUGUCUACUCUCCACCUCAACCUUUCCAUUGAAAUUGAUGCCUGCAAGUCUGAAGGCAUCCCCAUGGUUUUAGCGUAUUUUCUGGAGGAUUUUUAAAUAACGUUUGAGGCCAGCAUGUGCAUGCUGAUAUUUUCUCCAGCAUUGAAUACCAAGGGAUUCUUUCAGAGUGAUGGUUCUGAAAGUCUUUACAAUUUAAACUUCUCCCAAAUUCCUGUUGGGAAUCGUUGCUGAUGUUGAUGAGUAGCUUGUUAUGAUUACUGAGAUGCUGAUAGCUUAAGUCUUAGUCAGUAAUGGCCUUGGGCUGUGAAGCCAGCUUUUCCUGAGUUUCAUAUUGUUAACCCACUAGUGUUGAGUUCCUUUCAUCUCUGGACUGUUGAGUUGAAGUAUACGAUGCAGCCUUUCACUGGACUCCAGCUAAAGACAUUCACCUCUGAAUUUCUUCUCUGUGAAAUAAACAUGGCAAAAUAUCAAUAAGAUUAUUUAAUAAGAUUGCUUGGUAAAAAAAGAAAGAUGGAUUUUUAUUGCCAGUUUCACUGAGCUGCUACUUGGCUGUCCUGGUUAGGAUUGCAGUAUAACUUUGGGUACUUUUUGAUUAGAUUUGUGCAAAUUUGCCUCUUCCCAAGUGUUCAGGAAUGUAUUCCAUUGAUUCACCUGGAAGGUUGUUUGUUGAAAGAUUAAAUGGAAAAAAAAUUAAAUCUGCGAUGAGGAGACCUUAAGUCUUUUGGGUUGGAUAACUCAGAUUGGGAUGGAGGUCCUUUCUCAUUUGUAACAGCUAUCAACCUGGACUUCAUGGGAACUUUUAAAAAUAUUAAUUGAGAUUUCUGACGCUGAAGGACUGAGACAUAAUGCUAACCCUAAUGUUAAUGCAACCCAUAUCCAUCCAAGUAUACAGCCAUAUUUUGUGGAGGGCUCACUUUGUCAUUCCUGGACAAGAGAGUUGCAAAGCAAUCAUACAUUAGACGAUCUCGAUUAAUUUUGUCUCUUUUAUAAUUUAGCUUUUAUCAAUGCUAUGAUCAGAACUUGCUUAAACUUCCAUCCUUUGCUUGUUUUCACAUUCCUGUUUCCCGUUGUUGCAGAACUGAUAAACUUUGGACGCAAGGCCAUUCAGGGGUAGUAGCAGAGUGUGUUUCAAAGAGUAAAGCAAAUCCAAAGCCAUGAGAAAGCUAUAGAGUCUUGGAGAUGGUUUUUGAACAUUUUUAGUUGGUAGAUUUCCAUGUUUAGCAAAGGUUUAUGGAACCAAGGCAGAUAAACAAAGAUCUAAAUCACUUGUAAUCAGAUUGAACAGCAGAAAGGCUCCAAGGAUUGAAUGCUUAUCUUAUUUCCUUCUCUAACUUGCUCUUUCCCAGGCCUCCGAACGCAGGAAUUGCGAGAUCAUUAUCAGUUCACCUUUUCCUGUGUUGCUAGUUGCAUGAUGCAAUGAUGAAGAAGUUGCUGGCUAAUUACAGCAAUAAGUCUUUAUUAAUCUGCAACAGACUAAAAUAAGAUGCAAGGAUAAAUCCUCAUUGGUGGAAAGCUUAGGGAACCAUAUCCCACCACCUACAAAGAUAUUUAGUGUUGAAAUUUUAAUAUUUGCUAAAUGUUGCUUAUUCAAUCUCAACCCAGUCCUGUUUUAAAUUGCCAGUCUGAUAGCUGUUUUUACAUCACAAUUAGCCUACCUCUAAUUCAAUCCCCGUAAAGUGUAAGAUAUUGGGAAUGAUAGCUUCCUUAAAAUCAAAAACAAACAUUCUUGUUCUGUCUAGUUUCAUUUUGUUUUGCAGUAAUUUGAUAGCUAAAUUGACUUAGCUAUUGAGCUGUGUUGAAACUGUCCUCAGAAGCAAUGUACAUUUUGACCUAGAGGUCAACAGAGUGAUGUUAGGCACAUCAACACAUAUCCUGAAUGUGUAAGGAAGAAGCUCCUUAUGUUAAUUGCAGCAUUUCAUUUUCUGGACUGUUUGCCUCUAAGUGCAAGUCAUAUACUGCAGUCUCUGCCCUGCAGCAAUGUCUCAUUUUGGGCAAUCAAUAGAUUUUUUUUUAAAGGAUCAGGUUUAGUAUCCACUCAGAAUUGGUAGAAAAUCUGUGGGAAAAGUUGUUGAUGGAAGGAGCCGACAACAGGGAGUUGCAUAAAGUUAAUCUUUUAGUACAAUGCAGUGUGACCUGGAAUGCACUUGCCAGAUGGUGAUCCAGUUCAACCAUUCAAACCAAUCUGCCCAGACUUGCAUUCAAAAGUAAAUUGGAGGAUUUGAAGGGGAAAAAAAUUCCCAGACUUGCUCUUCCUAUAAGCCAGGAAAGGCACGGGUGGGAAAAUGGUGGCCACCUAUGCUAUUUAAAUUCUAAUACAAGGUUGUCUUAGAUUUUUCUGUUGAUCCACGUGCUGUUGUGUACAUUCUAGGCCCCAGGAGUAAUUAGACUGGGAUCAGGAAGCCAAUCUGAUGCAGAACAGAUUACAGGUACAAUGGGCUCAGAAGGUGCUUUGAUUUCAGAAAGGUAUUGCCUGAUUUGAGUUUAGUUGAAUCCCAACUAUAGUCUCAGUAUGAUUGACAAGUUUGGAGUAGUGCUGUAUUUUAAAAUGACAUGCGUGCCACUAAGUUAGGCAUUGUCUGUGGACGGUUUAUGUAACAUUUGGUCUAAAUUGAUGACAGACUUGCAUAUAACAAGUUGAAAUGAUUGAGGAAUGAUCUAAUCAAGCUGUUUAAAAUGAUGAAUAGAUUCAAUAUGUCAGAGAAACUUUAGACAAAUCAACAGAGAACAUUGACAAUUCUUUUCCCCCACUGCUGCUCGACCUACUGAGUUCCUCCAGCAGAUUGUUUUUUGUUGCAAAGAAGCUUUCAUCUGGUUUGUGAAUUCAAAGCAAAGGGAUGUGAUCUUAGACGUUUCUUCUCACAGAGGGUAAUGAGAGUCUGCAAUUCUCUUUGCAAACCCAAAACCCUCACCCAGAACACAACAUAGCUCUGGAUGCUGAGGGUCAAGUUAAAUUCUUGGACUGAGAUGGAUAAAAUUUUAAGUAAGGGUUAUAGAUUAAUGAGAAUAGGAGUUGAGCUGGUGAUCAGCCUUGAUAUAACGGAUAUGAGGGAUUGGGUGACCUCAGUUUGCCCCUCUGUUCCCCUGACUCUGGUAUGAAAAUAUUUUAACAUUGACAAGAGUUGCAUUGUUUUGGGGGUAUGUAAGAAAAUCACUGCAACCUUUGAGAGAAAUGAGAAAGAUUAGGCAUGACCAUCUUAACACUCCUGAUGUGUCGUUCUUUCAACCAAUUCAAACCAAUCUGCCCAGGCUUUAGAAAAUGCCAGUUUUUAAUGGGCCAGGUUUUGCGCAUGGCUUGAAACUGGCUACUUGUCCUCUGCACUUUGGAAACUCAGUGGCACCACUGUGAUAUAUACGCACUUUCAUAUAACUCCACAUGGUUUGCCUCAGCUUGCCCUCCCUGACAAUCCAUUGCACAAUUUCCCCUCUGAGAUCAUAAUUACAAAAUUAGGACAUUCAGACCCUUGUAUGUUUUCCAGCCUGCAUGGCUAGGGAUUACCCAACUGUGGUACCUUGCACUUUUUGACCCAUCUCUACAUGAUGGACAUGUAGAAAGCCAAUGCUGCCCCUCUGCCUAUGUGAUUAUGUUUCACCUACACAUUUGUCCAGUUCCUGAAUUCCAAGUUGUCAAUUUAAGUUGGAAGCAUGCAUAGCUAUCUCUCCAGGAUCCUUCAUUUCAUUUCCAUGCCAACAUCGAUUUCCUAAUGAGCAAACACCGAGCUUUCUUCAGCCAAUUCUACAUCUAUUCCUGUUCCAGUAAUAUGACAAUAAUGAUUAAUAUUGAGAUACUAACAGAAUCUGAAUAGAUGAUAAAAUAUGAUUUUUUUAAAACCUGUAUAAUGUAAUGUGCAAUCAAAUUAUGUAAUCUGUGUAAACAGGGUUUUUGAGCAACAAGCACUUGCUAACACGAUGGACAACCUUCAUACUGAAAAAUAAUUUUAU
This is a messenger RNA of Pristis pectinata (smalltooth sawfish), 6892 nucleotides long. Its product is annotated as lysine-specific demethylase 9-like. Gene Ontology annotation, cellular component: nucleus. The record is from RefSeq and is a predicted model, not a curated record. The transcript is spliced from 7 exons. NCBI's taxonomy places the organism in Eukaryota, Metazoa, Chordata, Chondrichthyes, Rhinopristiformes, Pristidae. Bases 18 to 2045 code for a protein of 675 amino acids.